Rhineura floridana is the source of this 743-nucleotide messenger RNA. RefSeq names its product CDGSH iron sulfur domain 1 (gene CISD1). Lineage: Eukaryota; Metazoa; Chordata; Lepidosauria; Squamata; Rhineuridae. Gene Ontology annotation, molecular function: 2 iron, 2 sulfur cluster binding. The record is from RefSeq and is a predicted model, not a curated record. The coding region runs from base 98 to 424 and encodes 108 amino acids. Gene Ontology annotation, biological process: regulation of autophagy. The transcript is spliced from 3 exons. Gene Ontology annotation, cellular component: intracellular membrane-bounded organelle; mitochondrial outer membrane.
CGCAGCCUGCUGACUGCUGUUUCCCUUGUCCUAUCUCGUGUGUAUUUUGCUUUAGUCUCAGAGAGUGGCUGUGCACCGUGAAUUCAGGGUUGGAAUAAUGGGGCUCGGGUCGAAUUCUUCCGUGAGGGUUGAAUGGAUUGUAGCAGUUUCAUUUGCUGCCGGAGCAGCAGCUGUUGGGUAUCUUGCUUACAAAAAAUUUCUCAGCAAGGACAGAUGCUGUAGUGGGAUGGUAAACCUCCAUAUCCAGAAAGAUAAUCCAAAGGUAGUUCAUGCAUUUGAUAUGGAAGAUUUGGGAGAGAAAGCUGUAUACUGCCGGUGUUGGAGGUCUAAGAAGUUCCCGUUAUGUGAUGGGUCUCAUACAAAGCAUAAUGAUGAAACAGGAGACAAUGUGGGACCUCUGAUCAUCAAGAGAAAAGAUGCAUAAAUGGUGAAUAAUCUGGACGUCGCGCAAACAACCAUGUUGCAGUACUUUUUCCUCACCUGUAAUUGGUAUAAAAAAGAGGUCUGAAGUCAUUUCACUGAAGAUUUUUAGAUGUGGUAUACAUUAUGCUGCACCACAUGUAAUUCAUGGUGUUUGCCUUGCUUAGACACUACACUGUAUAUGUUAGGAAUGAAUACUUGUGACUUGCUGAUUUUUUUGUCUUGUAAAGUAUACAUUCUCAUUAAGUGUAAAAAAAAGACACCUUCAGAAUGUACUUGGAACUAUAUAUUAGAAGAUAAUACAUUAAAUUAUUUUCGACUAA